UCAGGACUCAGGUGGCCACAGUGGUGGCUGUGGGCAGCAGGCUUGGAAGCCAGAGCUGGAAUGGCUACAGGCAGCGGCAGCCUGGAUGGAUCUAAAAUGUCCACAGAGAGACAAAGAGUUGAUAACAGUCCAAGCACUGGUGGAGGAAGUUCUGAUGGAGACGAACUUGAAAGUUUUCAGCAAGAACCAGAACGAGAGCAAGUUCAGUCCAAAACAAAGGGAAAAAUAUCCAGCAAGACAGCUGCUAAAUUAUCGACUGGUGCUAAAAGAAUUCAGAAGGAGCUUGCAGAAAUUACAUUGGAGCCUCCUCCCAACUGUAGUGCUGGACCCAAAGGAGACAACAUUUAUGAAUGGAGGUCAACUAUAUUGGGACCUCCAGGAUCUGUCUUUGAAGGAGGGGGGUUCUUUUUUGACAUAACCUUUUCACCAGACUAUCUGUUUAAACUCCCUAAGGCUACAUUCCGAACAAGAAUCUAUCACUGUAACAUUAACAGCCAGGGCGUGAUCUGCCUGGACAUCCUGAAGGCCAAUGGGAGUCCAGCCCUGACCAUUUCUAAAGUCCUCCUCUCCAUCUGCUUGCUACUCACUGACUGCAACCCUGCCGACCCUCUGGUGAGCAGCAUUGACACACAACACAUGACCCACAGAGCAAAGCACAACCGGAUGGCCAGACAGGACCCCUCCAGACUGUGCAAGCCCAUUCUCCAAGUGCAUCAACAGCCCUGCCCGCCCCUCCAGACCUUGGUUCUUAUUUUCUUGUUUUUAUUAAAUUUUAAACUGCUUUGUGACGAUGACAAAUUUGGAGCUGAAGAACUGGAGACCCAGAAAUGCCAAAAGGUACAGACAGAAAAAGUGCCAUUUUAA
Messenger RNA from Oryctolagus cuniculus (rabbit), 864 nucleotides. The record is from RefSeq and is a predicted model, not a curated record. Lineage: Eukaryota; Metazoa; Chordata; Mammalia; Lagomorpha; Leporidae.